UAUUCAAGCUCCUUUGCGGCCCAUUUGGUGGUGGUCACUGGAACUCGUCCUCCAUGUUGCCUGCACUGUUGCGGCGGAUCACAUCACUGCUAGCAACUCCCCUCCCCCCCAUGGGACCACAGCCUAUGGACUUCUCGGACUAGUAGACCCAUAGAGCUUAAAAGUGAGAGUAGGAUGCGGUUUUGGUUGCAGGAUCUGAGCAAUUUGUCUCGGUUUGCGGGCUACGCAUUUGCACCUGGGUGUCUCUUCACUCGUCGAGUAUCGUAAUUAAGAUGGUUAGUUUUCUGGGACGGAUAAACCUGGGUUUCUCCUUCAAAGUGAGCCUAGCAUGAGGUAGCUUGAGUUUAUAUAUGAGCAGUGGCUGCUUGAACUGCGACCGAAUUCGAAUGUCGAUGCAAGACUUUUAGAGAGGACAUUGGCAAUUACGCGUUUGAUUGGCUGCAGUUUGAGCUUUCGAUUACUUGGGUUUGUGGUGGCAGAGGGAAAUAGAGUGUGAGGCUGUUAGGGAACCAACCCUGGACGUCGAGCGUGUUGUUGACAGUGAGAGCAUCCAAUUUCCAAGUGAACGGGGUGGUUUGCUUGCGCGAUUGGGAAGAUUGUUGUGUAGUUUCGCAAUAACCAAGGCAGGGGGGGGAAUGACGAGUAUGGCUUCGAGGGAAGAGAAAGGAAUUACGAAGAGGAGGCAGGGGGGGAAUGACGAGUAUGGCUUCGAGGGAAGAGAAAGGAAUUACGAAGAGGAGGCAGGGGGGGGGAUGACGAGUAUGGCUUCGAGGGAAGAGAAAGGAAUUACGAAGAGGAGGCAGGCGGGCCAAGGGGUGCAUUUCAGAGGCGUGAGGAAACGACUCUGGGGUCGGUUUGCAGCUGAGAUCCGGGACCCAUGGAAGAAGACGCGCGUGUGGCUGGGAACCUUUGAUACCGCGGAGGAAGCCGCAAGAGCGUAUGAUAGCGCUGCGAGAGCAUUGCGAGGCUCCAAAGCGAAGACUAACUUUGCCUGCGCGCCUUCCAGCGAUGACCAGAGCACGAAUCUGAACUUUACCCUGAAGUCGUGGUCCACGCCUCCGAAAAACCACAAACUACGCCACCUUCAUCAUCAACACCCAAAAAUCCUGAAUGAUAAUCCCAAUUGUGGAUCCACUGCUGUCUCCGACACAACCUCAUGGCACUUCUGCGUGGACCUCAACCUCUCGGCCAGAGCGAUGCCACACGAUCACCAUCUCCAGGCUCACAAGAUGGCUCAGGAUCUGAACCAAAACACCAAUGCUGAUUUCUACGGCGUCUCGCCUGGUGAUGUUGCUGAGGUCGUGAAAUCCAGCAAGCGUCCCCCGUCAACACCAAUCCAAACACUCUUCCAACAAUCUUCCAGCAGAGUGGAGAAGUCCCUGACUCUUUCAGUGCCAGCCCUCAAAGUCUCGUCCACCCAAUGGUCGCCGGGUAAUCGCAAAGUUCAUCACCACGGUUUCAUAGCCAUAGAACCUGCCGUCAUGCCGGAGACGACCAGCUCCACUAGUGACUGCGAUUCCUCGUCCUCCGUGUUUCUGAACUCCGACAACCCUGAGACGAAGCCUCGCGCACUGCAAGAAGCCUCCCCCUUUUUGAUAGACUUGAACUUUCCCCCUUGCCUCGACAAGCAACCACCUAUAACCGACGUCGCCAAAUUUGGUUUGCCUCAGCCACGGAUUGCAGCUCUUUUUUGAGUUCUGUUGCCGCUUCUGGAAGAAUUCUUAGGGAUUAUCCUCAUAACCUAGCUCCUGCUGCGGCACACACUACAAUUCAGGAUCGAUCGGUCAUUUAGGAUUACUCGUUACAGGCUUCGAAAAUUGAUGAACAAUUUGCGCCAUUAAUAAUCACACGUGAAGAUCCAUGGCUUGUGAUGCUGUCGCCCUUGCCAAGUCCCUGUCUCUUUUGUAUGUCGCGAGAUUGAGCUCUCGUUUUUUUUUCUUUCUUCUGGUGCUCAACAAUUGGCAAUACUAUGUUGUCUACACUGUA
This is a messenger RNA of Physcomitrium patens, 1986 nucleotides long. RefSeq lists its product as uncharacterized. Gene Ontology annotation, molecular function: DNA binding; DNA-binding transcription factor activity. Gene Ontology annotation, biological process: regulation of DNA-templated transcription. The record is from RefSeq and is a predicted model, not a curated record. NCBI's taxonomy places the organism in Eukaryota, Viridiplantae, Streptophyta, Bryopsida, Funariales, Funariaceae.